AUUAUCUACACUCCAGAAGCAGAUCAUGGCAGAUUCCCCCAGAUCCUCGCCGUUCAAUUUCAGUAAUUUCAAGGACUUUAAAGUAAUCUCCUCCUCCGAAGUCACGCCUUCCGGCACGCCAGACAAUUUCCUAGGCGUCUCACCCGCGCAACUUGCCUCGUUCUCCCCAUCAGCACUAGACGCGGCCACGAACGCGGUAGGAAGCUCAGCGACAGUACAGCUCAAUGCGGGCCCGGGAUUCGGAAAACAGCCCGCUCAACGCGACCGGCUGACGGACUUGUCGCAGCUUACGCAGUUGAAUGCGGGUGAGCGGAGGCCGGUGUUUGGAAGAACAAAGAGUGAGAUGCUCGAGCGGAGAGAGAUCGAGGAAGUCAUUGAUCUGAUCCGCCAGCGGCCUGGAACUAUCUCCGAGGCUGGCCUUGCUCGUCUUGCGAGAGCGAAUCAACUAGAUUUCUUUGCAGACGACUACGACUGGGGAAAACGUCUCACACUAGGCGGCAAGAUCUCGGUCAUCGACGUCGAUCUGCAGUUACCUAGCAACAAAGUAUCAGAAGUCAUCUGCACCCUUACAUCCAGCUCAAGCGGUCCACAGCGACAGACCGUGCUGUACAACAAUCUCCAGGAGCCCACGCUCGAUUCCUUUGCGCGCAAUGUCGAGCGAUUCGCACGUCUAGAUCGACUUUCGCCGGGUCCAGAAAAGCUCGCGGCAGGGGAGUCGGAUAACUUUCAGAUCAUCGAGAAUUUAUACAAGACCGCUCUUGCGAGAAUUCAUAAGCACGAAUGUUCCCUCCAUCUAGAUCCGGAGAGCGAGGGCCAUGGACUUCCGGUGAUUGACGACGACGGCGUGCUCGGACUUUCUAUCUGGUACUGGUCUCGUCAGCACAAACUCAGCAAUGACUCGUCGACCACAUCAAAAGAGAAAUGGAGAGUUAUAGUUGAGAUAGAUACGGGCCGGUCAGGAAGUGGCUGGGGUGUGUUGCAAAACAAUGACUAUAUCGGCAGCGAUAUAGUGAAUCCAAAUGGUGGUAUAAACUGGCAGGAGCCGGACUACAGUAACCUCGAGGACCAAUCCAACGGAUUUGUCCUUGUGCUAGACCCGCCUGUCCUGAUCCCAUACUACGACGCCGCGAUUCUCGAUCCGAACGGAGAAGCAGAAGCAGAAACGAUUCCAACUCUUGAGGGAACAGAGUUCAAAUCACUCUACUCGCGACGCACGAUCUAUGACCGGAACGGAGACCCGAUCGAGUACGGUUUCAGUUUAUCAUCUGCGCGGAUGCCAGAGACCCGAAGAGUUGAGAAAAUCUACAUUUCGCAUCCACGACAGAUCCAAUCAGUUUUCGAGAUCCUCCGGCAAAGUAUCCGCGUGCGUUCGUUAAUCGACAGCGUAUUCCAUCAGCGGUAUCUGGACAGCAAACCCUCGCACGGCAGCACGCCCAGUCUCGAAAGUUUCCUUCUACGGUCAAGCUUAGUCUCGCAUCCAAACUCAAUGACAUUCCACAUCGAAUCCCCAUACGGCAAAGCUCCAAAGCUAAGCCUGCUUCUGCCAACCAAGGACAUGUCAGUCUCUGACUGUCGAAUUUCCUGCUUCACAUUCGAGAUUGGCCGAAACGGAACGAUUAAAGUCAAGAGCUCGUCUGUUAACGAAAACCUGGAGUAUGCUGGAAAGCGUGAGCUUGAGGCGGCGUUGGAAAAUGGUUUGAAUGUUUCUGAGGAUCUGGGGAUUACGGGUCAUUGGCUAUAUGAGCAGAUUCAGUAGUGUUUCCCGGUCUAUGUUUUUAAUAUGUCUUUUUCUGGAGUUAGGGUGGAAACAAAAGUCUUUGAUGAUUUUUAUUCUAUAGACAUAUAAUCAUACAAUAUAUAACUGUAUAAUAAUAUUCGUUUGAUAUCAAUAAUAAUAAAGUAGUAAAAUGCUC
This is a messenger RNA of Myxozyma melibiosi, 1913 nucleotides long. Its product is annotated as mediator of RNA polymerase II transcription subunit 1-domain-containing protein. Gene Ontology annotation, cellular component: mediator complex. The coding region runs from base 26 to 1756 and encodes 576 amino acids. Gene Ontology annotation, molecular function: transcription coregulator activity. Lineage: Eukaryota; Fungi; Ascomycota; Lipomycetes; Lipomycetales; Lipomycetaceae. The record is from RefSeq and is a predicted model, not a curated record. Gene Ontology annotation, biological process: regulation of transcription by RNA polymerase II. The transcript is spliced from 3 exons.